AUGCAUCAACGUCGAACUAACAUUCUGUUAGUAACUUCACCUGAACCAACUAGCUCACCACUUGAAAUCGAAGUAGCGAGUACUAGUACAUUACUUGAAGCCGUAGUGGAGAAUACUAGUCCUCCUUCCAGCAGUAGCUUUGGAUCUGAGAGUGAAGACACUUCUUUUCCCAGCCCCUCCCCUGAUACCCUCACUACCUCCUUUUUCACUUUUACAGUAACCCCUACAACCCCUUUCCCCACUCCUUCCCGAACAUUUACCACCUCCACCAUCAUGUCUUUCUCUUUUAUCUUCCAUACCUCCUCUGCCACCACUUCCUUCCACUCCCACUUCUCCGCCACCAUUUCUAAUAUUCCCAACUCAAGCUCCAACCCUGGCUCCUCCUCUGUUUCCCCCAUCUCAUCUAAAUCACACAUAGGAGCAAUAAUUGGCGGCACCAUCGGUGGAGUUGUGCUUAUUACUACUGUUAUCAUACUGGUAUUGAUACACCGAUCGAAAAAGAGGAGACACAGGCAACGGUCCAUGUCGGAGACUCUUGAUCAUGGAAUUGGUGGAGCCACACCAUUUCCAUUAAAAGAUCAACUGACAACAAUAACAAAUUCAGAUCCAAAUUCACAUUCGAAUUUGACUCCAGUCGUACCUCCUGAAAUGACAACACUUGGUGAAAGCAACUCUGUAGUUGCCACACAGCUAACGGCCAGUACAUUUGGUACAAGAAGGAAUUUGUUUGUACAUCAAGAUGGGGGGAGGAUCGAGAUGCCUUUGCAGGCAGAACCAGAAGAUGUGGUUCUUGAAGAGAUUCCACCACCUUAUGAGAGUCUGAUAUAG
Messenger RNA from Lentinula edodes (shiitake mushroom), 828 nucleotides. RefSeq lists its product as uncharacterized. Lineage: Eukaryota; Fungi; Basidiomycota; Agaricomycetes; Agaricales; Omphalotaceae. The transcript has a single exon. The record is from RefSeq and is a predicted model, not a curated record. The coding region runs from base 1 to 828 and encodes 275 amino acids.